Messenger RNA from Oncorhynchus masou masou (cherry salmon), 6811 nucleotides. Its product is annotated as protein mono-ADP-ribosyltransferase PARP8-like. The coding region runs from base 507 to 3323 and encodes 938 amino acids. Gene Ontology annotation, biological process: endoplasmic reticulum unfolded protein response. The record is from RefSeq and is a predicted model, not a curated record. Gene Ontology annotation, molecular function: protein serine/threonine kinase activator activity; kinase binding; NAD+ poly-ADP-ribosyltransferase activity. Gene Ontology annotation, cellular component: nuclear envelope; endoplasmic reticulum tubular network; membrane. The transcript has 27 exons. NCBI's taxonomy places the organism in Eukaryota, Metazoa, Chordata, Actinopteri, Salmoniformes, Salmonidae.
AGAGUAGGAGUUCCCCAUCGGAAAAAUCCAAAUUAAUGCCAGAGGAUCUCACUAACUGGCGCUUGUUCGGCCCGCUAUGAUUCAUUUGCCUUCAUUGGAAACGACAGGCUCAGGUCUAUCUUGGUUAAUAACCAUCUUUGAUCUUAGCUUUACAGAUCGCCAUUAUUGGGUUUAGCAGUGCAUAGCGAUUAAGAGUGCAGACUGGGGCUUGAGGAGUAAAAGUGGAACAGGCUAUUUUAAUGAAAUCCAUCGAAGUGCGGAACUACUACUACUGCCGACUCCUGCCUUAUAAUAGUAUCAUCAUCGGUUGUUAUUCGAGAUGAUAUCCGCUACGAGCUGAAACGAAACGGUACGAAGAUCGGACACCUGGAAUAUAACCAAAGCAGUAUCAACCAGCCAGCCCAGCUCCAUCGAACAUUCCGUUUACUGGAAAUACAUCAGUCCUUUGAUGGGAUCUUAUUUUGCCUUAAUUAGAGAAGAGAAGCCAUUCCCGUGGGGUUUAUUUCAUGGGGAUGUGUUCAAGACAAGAGAGAAUACAAAAAGACGUCAACAUCGUAAUUCAAAGGUGCAAGGCAGAGAAAGACUGCCUUUUCUCUGAUUUCAGAUACUCUGACGCCACCUUCACCUUCACCUAUUCCAAAGGCUCCAGAAGGGUGUCGUACUCUGUGCACGUCUCUGAUGACUACCCAGACAAUACAUACGUGUCAAACUCUGAGAACGAGGAUGAAGUUCUCGUCACCAGAGACCAGAUCCCCGUCAUCUUCCACAGGAUAGCAACAGAGAUUAGGGUCAAUAAUGACGCCAACUGCUGCCUGUCCAUCAAGUCCAAACAUCAGAUAGACAAGAAUCAGUGCCACUAUGCCAUAGAGGAGGACUCUGAGGGGGAUGCUGACUCUGAUGAGUUUUACUAUGGAGGUCAGGUGAACUCUGAUGGCGAGCUCCACAAGCACCCCCAGUUGGAGGUGGACCUGGCUGCGGUCCGGGAGAUGUACGGACACCACGCAGUAUCUCUCAGGGAAUACGGUGCCAUCGACGAUGUGGACAUUGAUCUCCACAUCGACGUCAGUUUCCUAGAUGAGGAAAUAGCCCUAGCGUGGGACGUGAUCCGCAGGGAGCCGGUGAUCGUGCGUCUACACUGCUCUCUGACACAGUACCUGAAUGGACCGGUCCCCACGGUGGACGUAUUCCAGGUGUCGACUAAAGACCGGUUUGGACUGGGACAUCAGAUGAAGAAGAUAAUGCAGACGUUUGUCACCCAGCAGUGGAAACUCCAAAGUAAAGAGAAACUCAACUGCUCUCGCAACAAAAACAAGGGUGACAAGAAAGGCAAAUCUCCCCUCCACAUCUUCUCGACCCUCCGCAGGCACUUACUGUAUCUGAAAGGAUCAGAUAGAUCUCCCAGCUACCCGCCUCCCGGCUGUGUCAAGAGCAAAAAGAAGCUGAAGCCAGAACAAGAUGGCGUCUCUAAAUCCCACCGCCUUCUCCGCCGGACUUACACCAGCACCGCCAAACAGCAGGUUGAGGUGGACGGCUGCGGCCCCGGGACCAAGACUACCCACCGUCUCCUGGGUCUUUCCCUGUCCAGUGGAGACCCCCGUAUGGACCACGGAGGAGGGCCCGGACCACUGCCCUUCAAACCCCACCGCCUGGGCAGGCCCUGCAUGGCUGUGGUCAAACCAGAGGACCUCCGACCCGCUCCCCAUAAGCUCCUGCCUCGCUCGUGCUCUGGUGACCCCCGCUGUGAGCAUGCGGGAGUGGGAGGAGGUGGGGGAGGGGGUGUAGGUAGUCUUGGGGGAGGUGUUGGUGGUGGAGGAGGUAGUCUUGGGGGAGGUAGUCUUGGGGGAGGUAGUCUUGGGGGAGGUAGUCUUGGGGGAGGUGUUGGUGGGCUGGGCCCGAGUGGUGGUGGAGGCGGUAGUCUUGGUGGAUGUAGUCUUGGUGGAGGUAGUCUUGGGGGAGGUUUAAAGCACCACAGACUGCUCAGUAGGUCGUGCUCUGGUUCUAUCAGGACGGAGGAGCUGGAUGGACUGAAACACCACCACCUCCUCAGCAGGUCCUACUCCAGCAGUACCAAGAUGGGCAAAGCAGCGGACAUCUUCAAGGACUCUGUGUCUCUGUCCGAGGGGAGGCGGCUCUCUCUUACUUCAGGGCUCAUCGGGAUCCUCGCCCCCUCGCUCGCCACGCCCCUGCCGCCAAACAAUGGAGCCAAGUCCAUACCAAUAAAAGACAGAGGUUUCCUCGUCCAGACCAUGGAAUAUGCUGAUCAGAGGAUUCCGGUCCUGAAUGAGUUCUGUGUGGUGUGUGACGAACCACACGUGUUCCAGAACGGACCCAUGCUCAGACCCACCGUGUGUGAGCGGGAACUGUGUGUGUUUGCCUUUCAAACACUGGGGGUGAUGAAUGAGGCAGCCGACGAGAUCGCCACAGGGGCUCAGGUGGUGGACCUGUUGGUGUCCAUGUGUAGGUCUGCUCUAGAGUCUCCCAGGAAAGUGGUCAUCUUUGAGCCAUAUCCCUCCGUGGUGGAUCCGUGUGACUCCCAGGCACUGGCCUUCAACCCCCGGAAAAAGGACUAUGACCGAGUGAUGAGAGCCCUUGACAGUCUCACCUCUAUCAGAGAAAUGUCCCAGGCACCUUACCUGGAGAUUAAGAGGCAGAUGGACAAGCAUGAUCCUUUAGCUCACCCCUUACUGACAUGGGUAAUAUGCAGUAACAGGUCACACAUCGUCAAACUACCAGUAACCAGACAGCUGAAGUUCAUGCACACCCCGCACCAGUUCCUUCUACUCAGCAGUCCUCCUGCCAAGGAGUCCAACUUCAGAGCUGCCAAAAACCUCUUCGGGAGCACCUUCGCCUUCCAUGGUUCUCACAUAGAAAAUUGGCACUCCAUUUUGAGAAACGGUUUGGUGGUUGCAUCCAACACAAGACUUCAGCUCCAUGGCGCCAUCUACGGGAGUGGGAUCUAUAUCAGCCCAAUGUCAAGCAUAUCAUUUGGUUACUCAGGGAUGAACAAAAAACAGCUGAAAGUUACUUCGAAGGACGAUACUGCUACAAACAAGACCAACUUACAGUCAACAAAGAAAGGACAGCAGCCCCAGUUUCUGCAGAGUCGGAACCUGAAGUGCAUAGCCUUAUGUGAAGUAAUCACAUCCCCUGACCUGCACAAACAUGGGGACAUCUGGGUCGUUCCCAACACUGAUCAUGUCUGUACACGCUUCUUCUUCCUUUAUGAAGAUGGUCAGGUGGGGGAUACGAGCAUCAACACACAAGACGCUGGCAUCCAUCGAGAGAUCCUACGAGUCAUCGGCAACCAGACUGCCACGGGAUGAACAACACAGCAAUACUGCUGCCUCUCCUCCUCCACCUCUCAGCUCAAAGCUGGAUUUUUUUUUGAGCUGCGGAGGCCCGUCGUGCAAAGUGUUUCCUUCCGAUCAACGCAGAGAACACACAAACAACUUAAAAGUUUGGAACACAACAAAACUUGAGGGACGAACACAUUUUUGCUAAGUUUCUAAAUACUAUGAAGAAUCCUGCUUUUCCUGAAGACACAGUGCGUCUCUGUUUGACUGAUUGGUACGAUUUCAUUUUUUGUAGAGAAUGUUUAAAACGGUAAAACUCUUUGGUGAAUAUUUGGAGACUUUUUGCUAGUAAAUGUGGGCUUUUUCGGGAAAAAUAACUAGGAAAAAGGUCCCAUCCAUCUGACCUGGUUUACUAUAGAGUUGUACCUUUUUAAAGUACACUGUAUACUGAAGGUGUUGAUAUGCACUGUUUCUUAAUGUCAUAUAUUUGUUCCAACAACUGGUUCAUAACCUAAAAAACGACAUUAUUUUCCACUUGACUAUUUUGUGUGUGUGUGUACAUACACACAGUACCAGUCAAAUGUUUGGACACACCUACUCAUUCCAGGUUUUUUUUUAUUUUUUACUAUUUUCUAUAUUGUAGAAUAAGUGAAGACAUCAAAACUAUGAAAUAACACAUAUGGAAUCAUGUAGAAACCAAAAGUGUUAAAUACAUCAAAAUAUUUUAUGAGAUUCUUCAAAGUAGCCAUCCUUUGCCUUGAUGACAUCGUUGCAUUCUCUUGGCAUUCUCUCAACCAGGUUCGCCUGGAAAAAAAUCAAAUUUGGACUCCAGACCAAAGGACAGUCUAAUGUCCAUUGCGUGUGUUUCUUGGCCCAAUCAAGUCUCUUCUUCUUAUCGGUGUCCUUUAGUAGUGGUUUCUUUGCAACAAUUGGACCAUAAAGGCCUGAGUCACGCAGUCUCCUCUGAACAGUUGAUGUUGAUCUGUCUUGUUACUUGAACUCUGAAGCAUUUAUUUGGCUUGCAAUUUCUGAGGCUGGUAACUCUAAUGAACUUAUCCUCUGCAGCAGAGGUAACUCUGGGUCUUCCGUUCCUGUGGCGGUCCUCAUGAGUGCCAGUUUCAUCAUAGCGCUUGAUGGUUUUUGCGACUGCAUUUGAAGAAACUUUAAAAUUUCUUGACAUUUUCAGUAUUCACAGACCUUCAUGUCUUAAACUAAUGAUGGACUGCCGUUUCUCUUUGCUUAUUAGAGAUGUUCUUGCCAAAUAGGUAUUUUACCAAAUAGGUCUUUCUUCUGUAUAUCACCCCUACCUUGUCACAACAGAACUGAUUGGUUCAAAUGCAUUAAGGAAAUAAAUUCCACAUUCACUUUUAACAAGGCAUACCUGUUAAUUGAAAUUCAUUCCAGGUGAAGCUGGUUGAGAGAAUGCCUCAUGAAGCUGGUUGAGAGAAUGCCAAGAGUGUGCAAAGCUGUCAUGGCAAAGGAUUUAUUUAACACUGUUUUGGUUACUACAUGAUUCCAUAGUUUUGAUGUCUUCACUAUUAUUCAACAAUGUAGAAUAAAGAAAAACCCUUGAAUGAGUAGGUGUGUCCAAACGUUUGACUGGUACUGUGUAUAUAUAACAUGGAAUUGUUACCAAUAUAACGUGUGUGUGUGUGUGUAUACGUUAUAUUGGUAACCAUUCCAUGUAGACUGAGGCACACAGGAAAAUAAUGAGUAGAAUCGACAUUAAGGCCAGGAUUCAAUACAUUGAGUAGAAUCGACAUUAAGGCCAGGAUUCAAUACAUUGAGUAGAAUCGACAUUAAGGCCAGGAUUCAAUACAUUGAGUAGAAUCGACAUUAAGGCCAGGAUUCAAUACAUUGAGUAGAAUCGACAUUAAGGCCAGGAUUCAAUACAUUGAGUAGAAUCGACAUUAAGGCCAGGAUUCAAUUAGGACUGCGCACGGUCCGCAUUUUAGUGCAGUUGACAUUUUAAAGGUAAUUUCCCAUUCGAGGCCGACAUCUGCAGCGUUUACUUAGGCCAUCUCCUCAAUCGUGGUAACAUUGCCUUUUAAAUGGUGCAUAGCCCAAAAUGGGCAGUCCGAUUGAAUCCGACCCUGGUGUAAGACCCUUGACUGACAUGUCGUCAAAAAAAUGAGCAGAAAUGUAUGCUGUGUUAAUUUAGGAAGUAGAUCAAUUUCCUUCACAUACCAUACCAAGAAAUGUAUAUAUUGGUUUCUUCUCCUUUUAUAAGGGGGUCUACUGGUUUACAAUGGCGAAGACUGAUUCCAGUCAAGAAUUUAUACAUUUGUCAAUUCACAAAGUUUCACGCACAUACCACUCACAACCAGUUCAACACCUAUUUUCAAAUAUAAAAUAAAACAUUUCAGAUUUAUAUUUGUACUUUUGAUUUAAAACUAUGGGUGGAUUGUAUAAUCGACACCCCAAUUUAAAAGAACAUUUUAAAUAGUUUCCUUUUGUUCUGGGGCUUCUAUACAUAUUAAGCAUUGGUGUUUGCUGCUGUUGUUUAUGUGUAUAUAUUGCUGUGAUUUUAAUGACCAAUCAGAGCUCAGAUUGAUGUAUUCUAACCCUUCUGUUCAUUGUAAAUGAUAUAUUUCUAAGAAUGGAUGUUAGUUUAAAGUAGACAUUGGUCAUAGAGGACACCAACCACUCUGUACAUGAUACAAGUCUUAAGUUUCCUAGCAAAAAAAAACAGUACUGUAGAAAACAGGUCAUAUAUAUAUUUUUUUUUAAUAAAACAAAAAUGAAUGACUAAUGAUUUUACCAUUUUAAAUAUAUGUCAGGUUAUUGUAACAAAUAUAAACACAGACGGGGAAUUAAAUUAGCAUCGCGUUGUUCAUUUUUUAUAUUCCAUAAUUCAGUGGCCAAAUCACAUUAAUAUUGUUUUAAUAAUAUCGGUCGUUGGAAUAGUAACACGAACCUGAUCAGAUGGUCGUUGGUUUCGUGACUUUGGUUUAUUAAGAUCCCAAAGACGUUUUGUUACUAAUAUUUCGUUUAUAAUCUGUAUUACUGACAUUUUUUUUAGCAGUGCCACAGUGUCAUGUAUCUAAUGAAGAAGGGUAUAGUGUUGCAACUGGAAACACAUAAAUCAAGUGCACCAAGAGAUGACGUCAUGAAUAUCAAUAAAAUUUAAAUUUAAUUUAAAAAAGGAACUUAGGAGAUACAAACUUAAGUCAAAUAUUUCACAAGAAAUGUUAAUUAGUAGGUGAGCAAUAUGAUGGUCAGCGGUAUACUUUGAUCUCUUAUCUGGGUGUCUUAGUAUUUUAUUUUUUUAAGUACUAUAUUAUUAUGCUACUUAUCAUUUGGUGCCUUAUAGACAUGAAUUAAUGGUAAUAUAACAAUACAUACUGAGUAUUUUGUCACAACAAACAAGGCCAAAUAUUUUCUGUAUUGAGUUUACAGCUUUUUCUUUAUUCUUCAAAUGAAUUCAGCUUUUUUUUGGGGGGGGGCUUUUUACAAGUUAUGAAAAUAGUAGCUUAUGUACUUGUUUAUGUUCAAUAAAUUAAUAGAAGAAACCACAA